AUGCAAGCUUUGUCAACUCAUCGAAAAGUGCCGGAGACUGGUCAACUCUUCACUGGCGCUCAGAAACUCGUUCUUGACGGAAUCGUGAAAACGCAAGCUUUGUCAACUCAUCGAAAAGUGCCGGAGACUGGUCAACUCUUCACUGGCGCUCAGAAACUCGUUCUUGACGGAAUCGUGAAAACGUUAAACGAGCUUCUCCUAAAGUCAGACAAUAAUGGAUUUAAUGGUGAAGAAACGCCAAUCAACGUCCUCCAAUUAUUCCCCGACAUCAAGCCGACCUCCGGAAACGGGUUC
Mesorhabditis belari is the source of this 294-nucleotide messenger RNA. The record is from the annotation of a GenBank genome assembly. Lineage: Eukaryota; Metazoa; Nematoda; Chromadorea; Rhabditida; Rhabditidae.